AUGGGGAGCCAACAGGGAGCCCCCGGAGCGUCCAGGGACGACCUCGUGCAGUUCAGGCGGGAAGGCCUGCCAUCCACUUGUCUCCUUCGUGUCAAGCGCGACAUCGCCGAGCUCAAAGCCGACCCGCCGCCGGGUGUGUUCAUCGCCCCUAGUGAGGACGACUUUACCCGAAUCGAUGCGAUCGUGGUGGGCCCAAGGGAUACGCCCUACGAAGGAGGCUUCUUCCGCUUCCGCAUAACGUGCCCGCCCGAAUAUCCGAUGAAGCCGCCCGACGUGCGGUUCUUAACCACAGGCGCCGGACGCGUGCAGUUGCACGAGCACCUCUACGCCGACGGCCGUGUCUGCCUCAGCAUCAUAGGUACCUGGACUGGACCGCAGUGGAGUCCGGUGCUGACCCUGAGUAGCCUGCUCGUCUCCCUGCAGUCGAUGCUCUCGGAACUGGAACAGCUCAACUUUGGCCCGGUCACCAUGCACCGGUUUGGUAGCCGCUACCGGCACAAUACCAUCAAAAUCGCAGUGUGCGAUCCGGUAGAAGACUGCCUCCGAGACGGCUGGAUAUACCCGCCUGCCUUGAGGAACGCCGUGUUGAAGACAUUCGCCGAGUCCUGCGCCAGGUUCGAAGACACGCUCAAGGCCGGGCAGCAUCUGUACGGAAGCCAGUACAGCCCUCCAGGGGGAUGUAAGGAUUGCGGGCUCCUUCUGCUGCGGAUCCAAGGCCUCAAGCUAAAGGUGAAGGAACAAAUUGAAGCGGAGGCGGCGAACGCUGGCCACUAG
Messenger RNA from Dermacentor silvarum, 774 nucleotides. Its product is annotated as ubiquitin-conjugating enzyme E2 Z. Gene Ontology annotation, molecular function: ubiquitin conjugating enzyme activity; cysteine-type endopeptidase inhibitor activity. Gene Ontology annotation, biological process: negative regulation of apoptotic process. Lineage: Eukaryota; Metazoa; Arthropoda; Arachnida; Ixodida; Ixodidae. Bases 1 to 774 code for a protein of 257 amino acids. The record is from RefSeq and is a predicted model, not a curated record. Gene Ontology annotation, cellular component: nucleus. The transcript has a single exon.